UGUGCAAGAAUUCUUGUACAUACAUUCAUACAUAUAUACGUAUAUAUAUAUACAUAUACAUACACACACUACACAUGUUAAGAUUAACAGUAGUAUGAGUAGUAUGACAGUAGUAUGAGUAGUAGUUUGUGACAGUGGUGGGCAAUUUACUCGUGAAGGUAGAAAUACCAGUGUAUGUAUAUAUUUGAAGUUAAGGUCCUACAAAAAAAUCUUAAACUACAUAAUAAUUACAGGCAAGACGGAAUUUAAAGUAUUAUUAGUAAAAGCCUCAGUACUACUUGUGCAGAAAAAUAAUUCUGUGUCACGUUAGUUUAACGUAUUUGUUCAAUUAAUCUAUAACAAUAAAUCCCAUUUGUAUGCUAAUCAAAUGUUUUGUGUGUGAAAUCUUCCCCAGAAGUGUUAUAUGUUUCAACAGAUUCAAUAAUAUUUUCUCUAGACUUUUUUUUUGAUAUGUUAGUGUUGACACUGGAACUCUGUGUUAAUGUUCAAAUAAAAUCAGAAGUCAAAAAGCCCCUGGGAAUGCUGACAAACCUGAACCAAGCCUAACUUAAGCCAACAGCUUUUUCUCUGCAGAGCUUAGGCACAAACCAUAAAGAAGAUAUAUGAGAUUUCAGUAAAUUCAUCUACAGCAUGUUUCCUUGCUGCUUGAAACAGUUGUAUACUGUAGGGUAUGAUGUUCAACCUUCUAUUGAAGGCUGCAACAACUUAUUUCAUAGAGUUAUGGUUAUUGAUAAAAAAUGGAUUAUAAAAAAGUUGGCUUUUAAAUUCAUAAUUGAUCAGUUGGAUUUGUUAUAAUAUAAAGUUCACUCUGUAAUGUCUCCUGAGGUGAGGGUAGUCACCCAGGCAAUACAGUGCCUUGUAUAGCUUACGUGACAAUGGCGUCUCCUCUCUGGAGUAAAUGUUGGCAAACACCGCAAAUGAUACAGCGGAGAGAAGUCGUCAAAAGUGUGGGGACACUUUAAAUUAAAGCCUUCUAGAAAGAUCAUUAGCUGCGAAAUGCACAAAGCUAAUUUCUCAUGGAAACAGCAACAUACCACUGUGGUAUGAACAUGAGACAACAUGUUGGAGCCAUUCUUCUUCUUCUUCUCUUAGUUUACUGGUGGAUUGUAAACAGUUUAAAGUUCCAUCCCGUAGUGAUAUUGUGUUGCUGUGUCAUGUGAAAUCAACUUUGCACAUGUUUUGUGUGACAAUGUUAAUGUAAAGUGUUUCUACAGUUUUACUGGCUGUUAUGACUUCCCUGGCUCAAGGAGGAGAGAGAGCAGUGGUAGAAAGGCUUAUAGUUUUUUUUUUUUUAAGUGGGUGAGCACUGAUAGUGAACACAAAGCUGUGAAACAAUCACACAAAACAUAAUUUCUGAUGGUGAUGGUUUUGGCUAUUCUCUCUUGGUUGUCGAGGACAGCAUCCUAGAUGAGGCGUGGGGUGGUUUAGCGGGACCUGGGGGUGUGCGUGGAGGUACUCCUGAUGGAAGUUAUGGGCAGGCAAGUGCCAGGUUCCACCAGGUUCCAAGUGUGUUUGUCUCAACAUGAGUUCAUCUGUACAUAAAUGACAAUAAUAAAACCAUGAUAGGGUCCUUUUUAUUUUGGGUUGUUUAAAUUAUAUAAUGUUUGGUCCAUACUGCAAAAGCAAAUAACAUUUUGCAUGCAAACUUAUCAUGAAAACAUUUUUUGUGCGCGUGCACAUGUUGAAGAGGAGGACACUUAAUCACAAAAAUAGUCACCCAUCUUUAGGUUUUACACACUGCUGUUUACAUAUAAACUGUUUCACAUGUUCCCUUGUUUUACAGCUACAGAUUUUAGAUAGAAUGUUCAAUCCAAUUGUAGCCUAUUAAUUCUGAAAAAUGAUCUUACUUUCUGGUUCUGAGAGGGAAGAUGUGCCCAGGAGAUGCAACGGCUGACACAGUGCCCAGGUCUGAGUCCAGAUACUCACCUGAGGGUACACCUGAGAGUGCUGUUUCCAACGAUGGUCCCUAUGUCUUGGUCCAGUUAGGCAAACCUUUCCCCUUCCAGUGGUCUGCUUCUUUCUCUGAUGUUUGGCAAUAUUUCCUUUGGCUUCAGAUUUGAGAUAAAACCCCUAUAUUUUUACUUUAUCAACUUUGCAACUUUCUCCUGAUAUGACAUUCACUGAACGUGUAACUGCAUCUCAUGUACCUUUUUAUUUUUAAUGUUAUAUACAUCCACUGCUGACACUACUAAAUACAACUUUGCUGGACCUCCUGCAGCAGCCCCUCAACUUCAAAACUACUAAAGUUUUAUUGUGGUACCCCAGUGUCUUGAUUAUCAUUCUUAAUUUUCUUCUCCAUCUCUGUGAUUUCUGUGUGUGCACAAGGCCUUGCUAUCUUAUGACCUUUUAUGGGUGUUUACCUAUGCUAAUUAGGAAUAAAUUGCAGAUGUUUAUUAAUUUACUAAAAUAACAAGAAUUAUCAAUGUAAGAAUACUGGUGCUAACAGUUUUGCAGUUUAAGAACACAUCAUGAAUCUGAAGAAGAGUUUUCUUAGGAACUUUUUUCUUUCAAAUAAAUUUUAAAAAAACUUGGCGAAUGAGGCCCAUUGCUCUGUGGUUUUUGAAUGGAAUGUGCUAAUGACUAUCUUGUUGGAAAUAAUUCCCAAGGGUCUGGGCCUGCACAUAUCUGCGAAUACAAGUUGAAUACAAAUGAAGUAACCUGGAAAGCUGUGUAACAAAGAAGAGAGAUGAUUACUUGGAAUGGCCAGAUUACUUUAUGGCUGUCGCUUUUCUCUCUGCCCAAAGGAGCAAAGACCCAAGUUCGCAGGUUGGGGCAUGUAUAGUGAACCAGGAGAAUAAGAUAGUUGGCAUUGGUUACAAUGGUAUGCCAAAUGGCUGUGAUGAUGAUCUACUACCGUGGUCCCGGACUGCUGAUGAUCGGCUCAACACAAAAUACCCUUAUGUGUGCCAUGCAGAGCUGAAUGCCAUAAUGAACAAAAACAGUGCUGACGUGAAAGGCUGCACCAUUUAUGUGGCUUUGUUCCCCUGCAAUGAGUGUGCCAAGCUCAUCAUCCAGGCUGGUAUUAAGGAAGUGGUCUAUCUGUCUGACAAGUAUCAUGACACACCGGAGAUGACUGCUUCCAGAAGGCUACUCAGUAUGACAGGCAUUCAAUUUAGGCAGUUCAAGCCCAAGAAGACCAAGAUUGUCAUUGACUUUAAUUCCAUCAACCACCCUGUAAUGCCAGACAGCUCAGCCAUGUGAAAAUGAGAACCGCUCACCACAAGAAGCUGCAAAAUGAGAACCGCUCACCACAAGAAGCUGCAAAAUGAGAACCGCUCACCACAAGAAGCUGCAAAAUGAGAACCGCUCACCACAAGAAGCUGCAAAAUGAGACGUGGAGGAGGCAGAAGAAACUGUCAAGAUUAAAAUGAACCUUUUUAGCUUUUAGAAUUUUCUUUUGGGUUGAGGAAUAUACAGGGACUUUGAAUGAGUUGUCUGUUUGAGUUUAAUCUCUUUUGUGUUGUCAACCAGAUUUUUUUAAUAGUUAUCUGCUAAGGGGAAAACUUGAAAUGUGUUUUUUUAUCCUCCUUUAAACGGGGUUCUUAUUAGUCACAAGUAGUCUUGAUAUUCAGUUCAUUUGAUGUUUCACUAUGACAGAGGAAACUGAAUAAUAAAUCUGACUUUUCUGUUAAAAUUUGAGAGCUGCUCUGUUUUAAUAUAUCUGGGUUAACUAUUUAGAUUUCCACUAUACAGGUAUUUUUUCCUAAAAUAAGCACAGUUUGAACUUUGCAAACCAGUUUGCAAAAAGUUGCCGGUGUUUUAUGAAUAUUGUCUUUAAACCAUUUUUGGUGGUCUCAUGGAGAGCUGCCUUGUCUUAAGCUGUUAUCUGUAUGCUAUCCUCAAUAUAAAAAGGGAAAGCAUUAUGAAUGAAAAUAAAUAAAAUGAGUUAAAGUUGAA
Molecule: messenger RNA, 3897 nt
Organism: Hippoglossus stenolepis (Pacific halibut)
Lineage: Eukaryota; Metazoa; Chordata; Actinopteri; Pleuronectiformes; Pleuronectidae
Gene: dctd
Product: dCMP deaminase
Exons: 6
Coding region: 2716-3201 (161 amino acids)
Biological process (GO): dUMP biosynthetic process; dTMP biosynthetic process
Cellular component (GO): cytoplasm
Molecular function (GO): zinc ion binding; dCMP deaminase activity
Source: RefSeq, a predicted model, not a curated record